Messenger RNA from Colletotrichum truncatum, 1716 nucleotides. The record is from RefSeq and is a predicted model, not a curated record. Lineage: Eukaryota; Fungi; Ascomycota; Sordariomycetes; Glomerellales; Glomerellaceae.
AUGGAGGGGCCGUCAGUGCCUUUUACCGUCCGAGUGCUCGAUGAUGGCUUCAAUCAUGUAACAAAACCAGUAAAGGCCUCGUCGCCUGUCAACUUUAGCGACUUGCUACCAGCAACAAGCCGGGCCAAACACGAUCACAUAACCGUGCCGCGGGCCGACGACACAGACUUUCUAGGCCAAGAACUUCUUGUCCGACGUUUGAACGAUGUCCAGGACCUCUUGUGGAUCUGCGGGCGUCCGAUGCCUCCAAGACCUCUCCACUACCAAACACUGACCUCGCGGGAGAUUCACAUCACAGAGAAUCCCGAACUUCAUCUCGUCUGGGCCAAGAAUCGCAUCUUCGUCAAGCCGAUACCUAGGUGGCUGCUGGACCCGGACUUCUGGGCCAUCCAUCUCCUUGGCGCCACCGAAGAUGGCAACGACAACAGGAAUCAACCUGGUCCGCGGAAGGACCUGGUCGCUUGUGCGCUCGGAUUCCUCUUUACUUACACAGCUCUCAUCGCGUACGAGAGCGACUUCCGCAUAGCCGUGGAAAAGGGCCUCGUGCCGCCUCAGAUGAGCUGGGACCGAUGGAAGGCCUUCUCGGCUCAAAUCGUGCAUAAUCACUGCUAUGCAUCCGUCAACCCGCGGUACUGGUACGGCGAGCUUCGUCUCAGCCGGUUGAACAAGAUCUAUCGGAUUCGGUUGGGCUAUCUGUUACGAGGAUACUCGAAGGUUGUCUCACAUGCAGUCUAUGAGGAUUUGUUGCGGGACAAUUUCGCGACACUGGCGGCGGUUCUGGGUUACGUUGUCAUCGUCCUCACGGCCAUGCAGGUUGGGUUGGCCACCGACCAACUUGUUGGGGAUAAGUUGUUCCAAAACGUGAGCUAUGGGUUCACAGUGUUUUCCAUAUUGGCCCCUCUAAUCGCCUGUUUCGGUAUCAUUUCAAUGGUGGUGAUCAUGUUCGUGAGUAGUUGGGUGGUGACCAAGGUUUAUGAAAAGAAGAGGUUUCAGGAGAUGGGAGUUGAGCCUUUCUGGAGAGCUCUCAAUAUGCCCCCUCAAAAUGCUCAUUUUGAGCGUUAUUGUCUCGUCACAGUCGGCGCAACAGCCCGCUUCACCCAGCUCUUGACGGAAGUUCUCGACCCCACGUUUCUCGAUUUCCUCGCCAGCAAUCAUUAUACGCACUUAACGCUCCAGUGCGGCAAAGAUUACGAAGAGUUCUCCCGCAAUAUUCUCCCAGCACUUGCCCCUCGAUGGCCCUCCCUCGAGAUUACUGCCUUCGACUUCGUGGACGAUCUCACUACCGAGAUGACAAAAUGCCGAGCUUCCAGUGGCCGCGAAACCGGCGCUGUGAUCUGUCACGCAGGUACUGGCACCAUUCUUGAUGGUAUGCGCGUUAGCGUUCCACUCAUCGUCGUUCCGAACCCGACUCUCAAGGAUAACCACCAGGUUGAGUUGGCCGACGAGAUUCAGCGCCAGGGCUACGGGAUCUGGGGCCGCCUUGGAGACAUAUCCUACGCGAUGGAGCAGCUGCCGCUGCAACUUGAUAAGACCGAGCGACAGUUCAAGGCGCAUUCUGUAGGAGUUCCGAACAUCGACUUGUGGCAGGUCAGCAGUGCGCUGCUAGGCCGGUAUGCUAUGGAAUCUCCCCAGCUUUCGAGAACAGCCACGUCAAGAAGUGUCCCAGGCUCGGGGGAGGUUCAGCGGGAGGAGGUGACCCAGAUGAAGAUGGGCUAG